CUGCAUCCAGCGUCACUUUAUAAUAAAUAAUUAAUGUCACCUCUGUCGCUGCUGUCACGCUUCACACAGUCAGAUAUCUUUGUACUGUAUCUGAAUCAGAGAGGGUUACCAGUUGGGCUCGGAAAAAUAUCAAGCAACAGAUAAUCCGAACGAUCAACAGUUUUAUUAAAGGUUACAUAAUAAAAUCCCAGCAGCACGUGCCAACAUUGACAUUGGACCUCGUCCAUUAAGGUUAUCUGUGUCAUGCAGCAGAAAGUGUGCACACGCAACACAGCGCUCUUUGUGAAGAACGGUCAGGUGUGUGGAGCCGGCGCCCCUCCACAGUAUCCAUUCCGCUGCCCGCGAUGUGGAGAACAUGAACGUUUUCAGAGUCUAGCCUCUCUCAGAGCUCACCUAGAGUACAGCCACCCGUUUCAUACUAAACAUGACAUCAGCCUCCUAUAUACAAGAGAUCACUGUAAUACGGACCACAUGAAAGUCUGCAAAAGCUCCAAUUCUGACAUGCAUAAAGUACGUGAUGCUGGCACAAAUACUAAUUCAAACUCAAAUGGGAGAGGAGAGCUCAAACUCAUGACUCCAGAAAUGCGCCCUGAGCAGAAGCGGACUUCCCCAGAGAGGAGCAUCAAUGUUGGGGCUGUAUCAGCUGGUGUGGGGCCCCUCUCAGCUCCAGUGGUGUCGGUGGAGAAGAGGCUGGAAGGGAUGAUGAGGACAGCCAAUAGCAGUAUGGAACGACGUCUACUGCGGCUCAGCUCAGAGCUGGCUCAGACAGACACAGCCAUACUGUGUGAGCGUGCUCACUCGCAUCACCUGGCCCAGGAAAAACAGGAAGUGCUGGAGCGAGAGCGGGCGCUCAGCAGACAGGUUGACGCCGCGGUCAUGGUGAUUGCCACACUGAAGCAACAGCUCAGCAUCUCGGAGCAUGAACUGGAAAGGAGGGAACAGGAAGUCAUUACCAUUCAGAAAUUUCUGGAAGCAGCAGCACAGCAUGAGAUGUGUGGGAAGGUUCGUUUGCGACGGUUCAUUGAGGGCCUGCUGCGGCGGAUUUCGUUGGCAGAGAGACUACUGGAAUAUUACCAGAGCGCCCCCCACAGGCAUUGUUGCACAGCUCACCCUGUCCCCAUGUCAUCUGAGCUUGGUCCGCAGAGAAUAACUCAAAGCAGGUCUUCAGGAGAGUUUUUUGAGCAAGAUGAGGAGCAGCGGCUACAUGGUCAGUCUGGAUGGGGACUGUCCAAAGCCACUGGAGGCAGACUGGGUUUUGAGAGCUGGCACCAGCGGAGGAGGUCUGAUGGGUAUGAGGUUUAGGGACAGAUGCAGAAUCUAGCAAUGAAUGUUAAUGCAAAUAAUAUUGUUUCAUUAAUAUAUUAAAUAUAUUAACAAAAAUAAGUCAAUAUGAGUUAAAGAUAACUCCCAGUUCACAGACUCCUCUUAAAGCUCCUCCACACAGAUGUUUUGAGAGACUUCAAGGUACUGGUAUUGUUUAUUCACCAGUGUCAGCUAGAUUUGCACACCUCAACUACAGCAUUGUUCAACAGCAGAUAGCAAAUUAGUGCUUUGAUACUUAUUUGACUCUUGAAUAUGAUUAUGCUCCAUCUAUGAAAUAUUUUAAGAGGAAUAGUUCACCUCAACAUUUAAAUUCUGUUAUCAUACUCGCCCUCGUGUCCUUUCAAACCUGUAUGAUCUUCUUUCUUCUAUAAAGCACAAAAGGAGUUCUUGUGGAAUGCCCAAGCUGCUCUUUUCCAUACAAUGAAAGUGAAUGGUGACCACAGCUGUCAAGGAAGAUUACUUUUAUGAUGCUCUUUUGUUCUUAUUUGAGUUUCACUUCCAUUGGAUGGAAAAGGCCAACGCAUAUAUUCUGCUACUCUUCUCCUUUGGUGUUUCAUUUAAGAAAGAAAUUCACACAGGUUUGGAAAGACAUGAGGGUGAUGAAAUGGUUACAGAAUCUUCAUUUUUGGGUGAACUAUCCCUUUAAUUGUAAAAUGUCAUAUUGGCUAUAUUGUGGACACAUGGUCAAACAGCCCUUUAAUUCAAAUAGAUAUAGCUAUUCUACAGGUUGCUUACAUAAAGAGGAGCUGUAACCUAGUUAAAAUGUUAUGUGCUUGAUUUCUAACAGAUACUACUGUUCAGGACAAUGAAUGUAGUUAUAUUAUCUAAAUGGAGGUUAUUAAACCAGUGUUGCGCAGGUGAGAAGUUACACCACUUUAAGCUUAUAGGUUAUUCUCAAGCUUCCAAAUAAAAAAUGCACUGUUAUAGAUUAAAAAAAAAAGAAUGUAGCAAAGACCUAAACAACUUACUUUGAUUUGUGUCUAGCAUCAGGGUUGCCAAGUUUGUGUGAUAAAUACAGCUCAAUGAUACAAACUAUUGUGUUAUUUCCUUUCAUUUGUAGGCCUACUGUAUAAUACAAGUAGCGGUAUUAAAGGACUAUUCAAUACAAGUUAUGUUCAAACAACAGCAUUU
This is a messenger RNA of Xyrauchen texanus (razorback sucker), 2454 nucleotides long. RefSeq names its product protein ZNF365-like. The record is from RefSeq and is a predicted model, not a curated record. The transcript has 5 exons. Gene Ontology annotation, cellular component: centriolar satellite. Gene Ontology annotation, biological process: telomere maintenance; regulation of DNA strand resection involved in replication fork processing; regulation of double-strand break repair via homologous recombination. Bases 244 to 1302 code for a protein of 352 amino acids. Lineage: Eukaryota; Metazoa; Chordata; Actinopteri; Cypriniformes; Catostomidae.